Molecule: messenger RNA, 1167 nt
Organism: Symbiodinium necroappetens
Lineage: Eukaryota; Dinophyceae; Suessiales; Symbiodiniaceae
Source: the annotation of a GenBank genome assembly
AUGUUGCUCAGGAAGACAUCUUUGCAGCCAGUCUGCGGCGUCACCCGCUUUAGGCAGAGGCUCCUGCACAACGACUUCAGUUUGGAAGAUGAUGCCAGGCUCGACGCUCCCAUGGAGCUUCAGCUUGUCUUACUGCCGUUUCUUGAGGCAUCCCAGGACCGGGUCUCCGAGCUCUUACGUGCCGCAGAAUUGGGUCAUCUCGCCAAGGUGGAGGAGAUGUUGCAGGCGCCAUUCGAUCCCAACGUAGCCGGACAGGAUGAUCAGACACCCUUGAUGCUAGCAGCGUCGCAUGGCCACGAGGAGGCCGUCCGGCUGCUUCUUGAGGCUGGCGCUGACAAGGAUCAGUGCGACGGUAGCCGGGAAGUUCCCCUCCAUGUGGCCUCGCGCAAUGGCCAUGCCGGCGUCGUGCGCUUGCUCUUGGAAGCCCGUGCAAACAGACAGCCUCAAAGUUGUUCUGCCACGCCCCUCCUGCUGGCUUGCUCAGAAGGCCACCUCAAUGUUGCAAAGCUACUGUUGGAGGCUGGUGCUGACAUGGAGCAGGGCAACAGCAGUGGGAAUGCACCUCUUCAUGCUGCAGCAACGUCUGGGCACACAGAAGUCGUCGGCUUGCUCCUUGAUUCUGGUGCCGACCGGCAGCCCGAAGAUCCAUAUGGAGGCAUUCCUCUUCUGCUAGCUUGUGUGAAUGGCCAUCUGGACGUGGUUCGUCUGCUUUUGGAGGCGCGAGCAGAUAAGGAUCAGGGCAACAGCUGUGGAGACGCGCCGCUUCAUGUAGCGGCGUACUCUGGCCAUGCCAAGCUUGUGCAACUCCUUUUGGAUGCCAGAGCUGAUAAGAAUCAGGCGAGCGGGUUUGACAUGGAGACGCCGCUUCAUGCUGCUACAGAGGCAAACCAUGCAGACGUCGUACGCCUGCUUCUGAAUGCGGGUGCAGACAAGCACCGAGCCUCCGGAAUUCCAUCUGAAACGCCUCUAGAAGUGGCACAACAGCGGAAUCUUGUCGACAUUGUCCACCUUCUGCGUGAUGAGAGCAAGGCUGAACCCCGAGUUCGCGUGCGAAAGCAUGGAUGCUGUUCUUGUUUUCGGAGAUACCGUCGAGGCAGCAGACAUCCAGCUGAAGCAUGGACAGACGUGUUUAGAUGGCCCGCUGUUCAUGACCAAGAUGCUUCAUAG